AUGACCGAGAUUGAUAGUGUAGCAGACUCCCCGAACAACAGUUUAAUAGAACUAGUGACCAAAUCAAAGUGGAAAACUUCACCAAAAUAUAAGUUCUUCAGAAAGAGGAAUCUAAUGGGAAAACAAGUGUUUUCUGAGAAUCAUAAAAGGGAACAAAAUGUUAAGGACAAUGAAGUCAAAGGACAUGUUACUGGGGAUAACCCGGGAACGGAGCAAAGUAAAGUGUGUUUGAUGAGCGAAAGCCCUUAUAAAAUCUGUAAGAUAGCACGUUCGGGAAACCUAACCGACCUACAAAAAUUUCUUGAUGACGAUCUAUCCCGAAUCAAUGUCCAGGACGUCCGUGGAUGGUCGGCGGUCCACCAUGCCGCCUCUCAGGGGUUCACAGACAUUAUCAGCUGCAUUGCUUCUCGUGGGGGAGACAUCAACCUGCAGGACGCUGAGGGCAACACACCGUUACAUAUCGCCGUUGAGAAGGAGCAAACAAAGGCAGUGGAGACUUUGAUCAAGCUUGGAGCAAACACAUCCUUACUAAACGACGCCAAAAUGGCACCCGUCCAUCUCGCUGUAGAUCUGGGACUUUUAGAACCCCUGCAAACAAUUCUAAUUUUGGACAAGAAGAGUGCUGUCAUGCCGGGUGAAACUGGCGCUACACCGCUCCAUUACUCUGCUUAUAAAGACAGACACGAGUGUGCUAAACUUCUGCUAGAGCACGGAGCCAAACCUUGUAAGAGUUGUGACGAUGGGUUCUACCCUAUACACGCCGCGGCGACAAGGGCAGCAGACAAAACCCUGGAAGUGCUCAUCAAGCAUGUUGAGAGACUUGGCUACUCCCGUGAAGUGGUUCUUUCCUUUACUGAUAAAUACAACAACACCCCGCUCCAUUCCGCCGUCAGCAGUGGAGACCCAGAGGCUGUGACUGUUUGUCUCAAUGCUGGAGCUGGUCUGGAUGUACAACAGGAAGACAAGUCCACUGCUCUACACUUUGCCUGCGCUCAGGGCGGACUCAACAUCAUCCAGAUCAUGCGCAAGUUACAGCCUGAAAAAUUCAUGAUUGCCAGCAAAAUGACAGACAUAUUACAAAUGACACCUCUUCACAGGGCGGCGCUGUUCAAUCACGUGGCAGUCGUCAAGUUUCUAAUUGAAGAAGGUGUUGAGGUUAAUGCCCGAGAUUGCCUGGAUAGAACACCACUUUUGCUAGCGGCAUCUAAGGGAGCAUGGAAGACAGUGCAACUUUUGCUGGAAAAUGGCGCCAAUAUCUCUCUCAAAGACAAUAAAAAUAGAAACUUCUUUCACCUUGCCAUCAAAUAUGGCGGUAAACUUAACCAAUUCGGUGUUGAGAGUAUGAAACAUUUUAAAAACUUGUUGAAUGAGAAGGAUGAUUACGGCUGUACACCAUUACACUAUGCUUCAAAAGAGGGAUACCUUGUAGCCUUGGAUGACCUGAUUGAACUUGGAGCAAUUGUCAACCCUAAGAAUAAGGAUAAGCAAUCUCCUCUCCACUUUGCAGCAAGGUAUGGUCGUUACAACACUUGCAGACGAUUACUGGACAGUAAGCUAGGACCAAACAUCAUAAAUGAAUCAGACUGUGACGGCUUUACGGCGCUUCAUCUAGCGGCACUCAAUGGCCAUGUCAAAAUUAUCAAUCUCCUGAUGCAGAAAGGAGCAUGUGUCACAAGAGCACACGAUGACAACUCUCCAAUCCACAUGGCAGCCAUUAACGGGUAUACCAAGUGCAUCCGGGCUCUUCUUAGUGUCCAUGCCAACAUACUCGAUGUCAAAAACAAAAAUGGGGACACGGCUUUACAUCUUGCCUCACGUUCUGGACAAUCAAAGGUGGUCGAUCUUCUUUUGACACUUGGCGCAAAAAUUAGUUUGAAUGGAGAGGAGAAGAGUUUUAUGGACAUUGCAAUUGAGAAUAGACAUGCAUUUGUGGCAAAGGCAGCGAUUAAACACGCUAGAUGGAGCGAAGUACUACACACGUGUUCCAAAACCUUUGGUUGCCCAAUGCACGGUCUGAUUAAACACCUACCUGAUGUGUGUAUGACGGUUCUGGAUCGCUGCGUCACAAGUGGUGGUGGAGAUUGUCAUAAGAAAGAUUAUUACAUUGAGUACAACUUUGAAUACCUACAGUGUCCGGUGCGAUAUGUCAGAGAAGUGACAAAGAAUGGCGGCGAUAUACAGCCAAUGUUUGCUCUAAAUAUGAUGGUUCGCCACGGUAGAGUAGAAUGCCUGUCUCACAAAUUAUGUCGAACAUACCUCACCAUGAAAUGGCGAGCUUACGGUAUGUGGGUACACUCGAUCAACCUGAUUCUAUAUGUAGCAUACCUUGCUAUGCUGACAUUACUUGCCACAAAAGAUUUCACGUCACACGCACCCAUCGCCAAUCUAAGCCACAAUGUAACACAGCAUACAGAAACCAAACCAAAUGAAAUCAGCACCAUGUAUCGGCUUGUGACGGGAGUUUUGUUUAUAUUCACAAUCCUCAACAUUAUAAAGGAAAUAGUGCAGAUGGCACAGCAGCGUAUUCGGUACUUCGUAGACGCCAACAAUCUCCUUGAGUGGGUGUUGUAUGUCUCCACAGCCGUUUUUAUCGCCCCUGUUUUGUUCAAUAUUUCAAACUCUCUCAACAUGGAGGCGGGAGCUAUAGCUGUAUUCCUGGCCUGGUUCAAUUGUCUUCUCUUUCUUCGACGGUUUGAUAUAUUUGGUAUUUACGUGGUGAUGUUCCUAGAGAUUCUGGCUACCCUGUUGCAGGCUGUGUGCGUCUUCUCUAUCCUUCUUGUCGCCUUUGGAUUGGCAUUCUCCAUUCUUCUAAAGCAUGAGGAGAGCAGGGCCUACUCCACUCCUCUCAUGUCGAUUGUCCGGGCCUCAAUGAUGAUGCUGGAGUUGGAUUACAUGUCAUCGUUUAAUGAGCCUUAUUUUGAUGAUAAUUCCUCCACCCUACCUUAUUCCACUCUCACCAUCAUCUUCCUUCUUGUCUUUGUCCUUCUGAUGCCAAUCUUGCUCGUCAACCUUUUGAUUGGUUUAGCUGUCGGUGACAUUGAAGCCGUUCUGAGAACUGCAACUCUGAAACGACUGGCCAUGCAGGUUGAGCUUCACACAGAACUGGAGCGCCGUCUACCGGCCAGACUUCUAGAGAAGGUAGACAAAAUGAAGUACAAAGAAUAUCCCAAUAAGUGUGGGAAAAUGGUCAAGGUUUUCAAAAACAUGAUGGAAGCAGAGGCAGCAAGUCCAUCGAUGUGUGGCGGCGAGGAACCUGGCUUUCUUAAAACAGAGCUCUUUAAGCAAAAAAAUAGGUUGAAAGAGAUAUCUAUGAACAUGGAGCGUAAUUAUGACAUGCUGAAACUGAUUGUUCAGAAAAUGGAGAUCGAGACAGAAGCAGAUAACCAUGAUGAAGGGGUUCAUACGUCACAAAGUCUUGACAUCAUCAAUCCUGCGUCAUCCAAAUGGAACUCUGACGUCCUCAAAAAGAAUCUCGUGCGUCAAAACGCCAUCAUCUCAAAGUGGAAAGGAAAAUCAGAACAUUCGGUCAUUCAAGGCAGUUUUGAUUGCUGAUGACUAAAAUUCCAUUCCUUUUCAAUCGUGUGAAAAAAAAACUCACGAGAUGCGCUCGUAAAGUCCGCCAGGAGUAAAUAUAAGGCUAGCCCAAAAAUACCUAUUCUCUCCAAGUCUUUGUGAUGUACAACAAUGUGUUGCUGACUUUGGUGUUGUCAUAUUAUUUUAUUUUAUGAACACGUGACUUGAAAGUUUAACAAAAUAUAGCAAGUUGAAUUUCUGGAUACUCUCCUAAUCAGUCUCUGUGAUUGCCAGAUAAAUAAAAGUAUAAAUCGCUAAAUGAUGCUUAGUUUGUAACAAAACAUAGGCAGUGUGU
Saccostrea echinata is the source of this 3868-nucleotide messenger RNA. RefSeq names its product transient receptor potential cation channel subfamily A member 1-like. NCBI's taxonomy places the organism in Eukaryota, Metazoa, Mollusca, Bivalvia, Ostreida, Ostreidae. Bases 1 to 3552 code for a protein of 1183 amino acids. Gene Ontology annotation, biological process: monoatomic ion transport; transmembrane transport. Gene Ontology annotation, molecular function: monoatomic ion channel activity; protein binding. The transcript has 26 exons. Gene Ontology annotation, cellular component: membrane. The record is from RefSeq and is a predicted model, not a curated record.